CAAAUUAACUGUUACCAACCACCUAAUUAUCCACCAAGUUCUGUUCUAACAGCACUCUUGACUUCACUUCUUUCAAAUAUCUCCCAUGUUGUCACCUUCCUCCCAAACCCUAAACCUAAUUUCCAUCAAUGACAAACCCAAGAAGCCUCUUCAACAUUCAAUCUCCAACAAAUGCAUCUCUUUCUUCCCAUUUUACCCUCAAGAAACCUUCAAAAUUACUUAGCUACAAGAAGCUUACUUUCUGUUCUUUCAAAGUCCUCUGCUCCUCUCAACCUUCAAAAACUCCACAGAAUUCAAAUCUAACUUCUACCCUUGUCUCUAUUUUACGUGCAAUACCCGAUUGGGCUGACAAAAUUCAAGAAGGGGGUAUGAGAAAGAAGAGAUCUUUAUACAAGCAUGAAACUUGGGUGCAGCAUAGAAGUUCUUUAAGACAUCUUAGGCACUUGUUUUCGAGCUUUAAUUCGCGGGUCGUUUUGUCAUUGAUCCCUCCGGUUGUAGCGUUUACUUCAUUUGCUUUUGUGAUUGCUAGUUAUAAUUCAGCAGUUUCAUUGCAUUGGUUGCCUGAGUUCUUUCCACUGUUAAGAGCUAGUCCACAGCCAUAUCAGUUGACAGCUCCAGCUCUGGCGCUACUUUUGGUGUUUAGGACCGAGGCAUCGUACGCAAGGUUCGAAACAGGGAAGAAGGCUUGGACUACUGUGAUUGCUGGAACUAAUGAUUUUGCUAGGCAGGUUAUUACUGCUUGUGUUGACAAGAGAGAUGGUGUGCUCAAAGAGGCACUUUUGCAGUAUAUCAUGGCAUUUCCAGUUGCCUUGAAGUGCCACAUAGUGUAUGGCUCGGACCUAGCAAGUGAUCUCAAGAACUUACUCGAGGCUGAUGAUCUAGCAGUAGUUCUCAGUUCUAAGCACCGCCCCCGUUGCAUCAUUGGAUUCAUCUCUCAGAGCCUUCAGUCGUUAAACUUGGAGGGAACAAAACUGAGUCAACUGGAGUCAAAGAUUUCUUGUUUCCAUGAAGGUAUUGGUGUAUGUGAACAACUCAUAGGCAUACCUAUUCCCCUUUCAUACACUCGGUUGACAUCAAGGUUCUUGGUCCUUUGGCAUCUAACUCUUCCUAUAAUACUUUGGGAUGAUUGCCACUGGCUUGUGGUUCCAGCUACUUUCAUAAGUGCUGCUUCCUUAUUCUGCAUCGAAGAGGUUGGUGUCCUUAUCGAGGAGCCGUUUCCAAUGCUUGCACUUGAUGAGCUCUGUCAACGUGUUCAUGACAACAUCCAGGAAGCCAUGGCAAGUGAAAAGCAGAUUCAGGAAAGACUAAACACCAAAAGGAAGAGGCAUUUUAGUGAAAAUUCUCCAAAUGGUUGGCCAACCUCUUAGAAUAUUAGGAAGUAUGGCUUUAAACGAAAGACUGAAGUCUUCUCUAUCAUGACUUCAGCAAUUGUACAGAAAGAGGGAAUGUACCAUACAUGAAUGUUUCAAUACGUGAGGGUAACAAGGGAAGACUUAUUUCUAUUUCCAUAUAUGUAAAUAUAUAGUUGGUAGAAAGUAUUUGUUCCAGACAAAAAAAAAAACAAUAUAUAACACGUUGAGUUCAUCUUCUAAAUUCAGUUACGUCAAA
Capsicum annuum is the source of this 1608-nucleotide messenger RNA. Its product is annotated as UPF0187 protein At3g61320, chloroplastic. NCBI's taxonomy places the organism in Eukaryota, Viridiplantae, Streptophyta, Magnoliopsida, Solanales, Solanaceae. The transcript is spliced from 4 exons. The record is from RefSeq and is a predicted model, not a curated record. Gene Ontology annotation, biological process: regulation of photosynthesis, light reaction. Gene Ontology annotation, molecular function: voltage-gated chloride channel activity. The coding region runs from base 129 to 1367 and encodes 412 amino acids.